Molecule: messenger RNA, 522 nt
Organism: Candida tropicalis MYA-3404
Lineage: Eukaryota; Fungi; Ascomycota; Pichiomycetes; Serinales; Debaryomycetaceae
Gene: TVP18
Product: Tvp18p
Exons: 1
Coding region: 1-522 (173 amino acids)
Biological process (GO): vesicle-mediated transport
Cellular component (GO): Golgi membrane
Source: RefSeq, a predicted model, not a curated record
AUGGCUCUUGCUGAUUUUGCUUUAAAGAAUAUUUGGGGUGGACUUUCGAGUGAUUUUAGAUCCAAGAACUUUUCACUUUAUGGACAAUGGAUUAGUAUACUUACAGUUUUUGUAUGUUUAGCAUUGGGUAUUGCUAACUUGUUCCAUACUUCCUUGGUUUUUAUAUUUUCAAUUAUAUGUAUUGUUCAAGGUUUGAUUGUAUUAUUUGUUGAAAUUCCAGUGUUUUUAAAGAUUUGUCCAUUAAGUGAGAACUUCAUCGCAUUUGUUAAGAAAUUUGAUGGUAAUUUACCUCAUUGUGGUUUCUAUUUGUUGAAUGCUGUUAUUCAAUACUUAUCUACUGUUGUUCAAGCCACUAGUUUGUUGGUUGUUGCAAUUUUAUUCACCUUUUCAAGUGCUUGUUAUGCCUUUGCUGAACUUAAACAUCAAGAAUAUGUUACCACUUCCCUUGACCCACUUGGAAACAAACAAACCAAUGAUUUGGAAGCACAAGGUACUGAUAAUGCUGUCAGAAAUGUCUUGUAG